This is a messenger RNA of Schistocerca cancellata (South American locust), 4810 nucleotides long. It is a transcript of the gene Hydr1, whose product is annotated as phospholipase ABHD3. Bases 382 to 1587 code for a protein of 401 amino acids. Gene Ontology annotation, molecular function: acetylesterase activity; monoacylglycerol lipase activity. The transcript has 8 exons. Lineage: Eukaryota; Metazoa; Arthropoda; Insecta; Orthoptera; Acrididae. The record is from RefSeq and is a predicted model, not a curated record. Gene Ontology annotation, biological process: medium-chain fatty acid biosynthetic process; medium-chain fatty acid catabolic process.
UGUCGGAUAUGUCAAGUAGGGGCGUAACCUGUCCACAUUACGCAAUUGAUGAAUCAUCGACAAAUUCAAUGAGUGAAAUUAAUGAGAUGUAAUUCGCCAUGGAAUCGCACAAAGAGCAAAAUAAUGGUCUGGCACUUUAUUCUUGAAUCCAAGCAUUGAACGGCAUGAUAACAUCAAUUUCCCGUCCGAAUGUAUUAACUGCCAAGGACACCCCAUUCACAAAAUAAUAAAACAGGACGCUUUACACAUCGGCGAUAGCAGCGACGUUUUAUCUAGUUCCACUCAGCCGCUACGCGCGGUGUCAGCAACAGCGCCGUAAUAUAGUGGAGAGACGAUCUACAGACCGGUGUUAGUUGGCGAUUGGCGGUCGUAACAUUUGAUAUGGAGUGGGUGCUGACACCGUUGGAUAUCUUGUCUGUUGUUCCAAGGUGGUAUGUGGGCGCCUGCUUUGGGACAGUGUUCUUCUUAUAUUACUUGCGCGAUGCCGUGAAACUACCAACCAUAGCAUGUGCUCCCGGCAAGUUCAGACAAUUUUUGGAAGAUAACGUUCCUAUAUUGAAGGAAAAAUUCUGGCCUACAUUAUGGUGUUUCGAAUCGCGAGCGCAAACUGUUUUGGCUAGCUUACUGCGAUCACAACUUCUUCCCGAAAUUCUCUACAGAAGAGAAAUAUUGAGGCUUAGUGAUGGUGGACAAGUGGCUUUGGACUGGCUGGAGGAUGGCUGUGCCCCUAAGUCACCAAUUGUUAUUAUCCUUCCUGGUUUAACCGGAGCUAGCCAAGCAGAUUAUGUCAAAACACUUGUUAGAGCUGCAAACAAACUUGGGUUGCGUGUAGUUGUGUUCAAUAACCGGGGUCUUGGAGGUAUAUCACUGAAGACACCUCGAACAUACUGUGCUGCGAACUGUGAAGAUCUGUCAGCUGUUAUUCAUCAUGUGCAGACUCUCAAUCCAAAUGUUCCUUUAGCAGCAACGGGUAUAUCAAUGGGCGGAUUAAUCCUUGGAAAUUACUUGGCUGCAGAAGAAUUGGCAGCGCGGAAGAAGUUUGUAGCUGCUAUGGUUAUCUCAGUACCAUGGAAUGUUUUUAAAGGGUCUGAAAGCAUUGAAAAACCCUUUCUGAAUCUCAUGCUCAACCGGCAUUUGUGUGAGGGACUUUGUAAACUGAUUGAAGGGGCAGAAGAACUUGGUAUUGAUGUUCCUUGGGACAUGAAUGAAAUUCGAAAGAGCAGAACAAUAAGGGAGUUUGAUGCAAACUUCACUGUGAAGCAGUUUGGUUUCAAAGAUGUAUUUGACUACUACAGUCAGGCAACACUCCACAACAAAUUGCACAAGAUAGCAGUACCUUUACUUUGCCUGAAUGCGGCAGAUGAUCCCUUUCAGCCAUUAGACGCCAUUCCUGUGGAGGCAGCAAAUAAUUCCAAGAAUGUUGCUAUGGUUAUAACUGCACGGGGUGGACACAUUGGCUUUUUGGAAGGAAUUAUGCCAGCUUACCAGACUGAGACACAGUACAUGAGCCGUUUGUUUUCACAGUAUUUUAGUGCUGUGUUCAGGGAAGAGACAGGAUUUUUUAAUUUAUUGGACAAAGCUGACUGAUCAUGUUAUAUUACCACCAAAGAUAUGUUGGUAAAAAUCACGUAAUUCUAUGCUGCUUCCUUGUUGUUAUUUGAAAGUCUAUUAAAUGCAUUUACUAGAGAUAGUAAUUUAUAACUUGAGCUAAAAUAAUGAAAUGUAGCAUUUGGUUUUACAUUCAUGAUUUCAGAAGAAACGUGAUUACAUAGCACGCUUCAUUUGGAGGUUUAAUCUCGUUUCUUCCACACUAUGGCUUUAUGACUAAAGAAUUAAUUUUAAAAGAAAUAAUUUUGUACUUUUGUGGUUUAUGAAAAGAUACAGAGGCAUAUGACGUGCUGCAUUUUAUGCAUUCCCCCUCUCCUUUCUGUGAUAGUUUAAGUAUGGAUUUUUUUAUCAGGGCUUGUACAAUGUGUUUUAGAUGACAUUUUUGCCUGGUGUUUUUUGUGUACUCAUGUAAUUGUUAGUUGUCAUGGUUCACAUGAAAGUCAUAAAAUUGUAGUUUCAAUUGUUGAACAGAGGAGAAGACAUUUACAUUGGAAGUAGGGAUCAGAUUGGUUGUGUCAAAUGUGUGUAAGAGCAGUAUUAGUAAGUAAUGAUUUUAUCUGUCCACCUCCAAACUGUUGAUGUGCCUCACUUGAUGACACACAUUUUAUAUUGAACAGUUAUAAUUUGACUGAUCCUGAGCUGUGGUUGUAUUGGUGCUACGUUGUGGAAAUACCGUUGCACAAUGUAUGAUAAAAAGCUGAUGUUGGCUGUAGAUGCUCUUCCACUUACAUAACUAACCUCUUGCUUCCACUGUGUGUGUGUGUGUGUGUGUGUGUGUGUGUGUGUGUGUGUGUGUGUGUAAAUAUACAUAGACCUAUUGCAUAAAAGCUCCAGGUGCAAGAUUAGUUUCUAACAGAAAGAUUGUUUGUGAAUUUUGUAAAGAUGUGUGACGUUAAAUCAAAGUGAACUACUUUGUUUGCUGCAGUAUUAUCUAAAAUAUAUGUAACAUAAUUAUGUCUACUAUAAAACACUGUCUUAGCCACUCUGUCGCAUUUUCUUGAGAACUUAUCUGUCUUGCCCAUUUCGAUAAUCAUUCAUUUCCAUCUCUGUCCAGCUGUUCUCAUUAAUGCCAAUGUUUUAUUUUAAUUUUUGUAAGACAUUCUGUUUGUACAUUGCACAACAUUCUGUGUGGAUGUUGCACAAAUUUGUGCGUACUACUGACAGAAAUUUUUUCUUGUCACAUUACUUCACUAAUUUCAAUAACUGUCUGCAUUAUGGAAUGCUUUCAGUAGUCUUGCUUUGAAGUUUCAGGUAUAUUUGUAGUUCAUUCUGGCUGGUGGUCUUGGCACAAGAACAUUAUUAGUGAUUUUUUACAACUAAUUUUGAUGCAAGAUUUUAAAUUUUAUGUUCCUGCCAUUUUGUAAGAUACAGUGACUACACAUUAUUUGCAGAUAUGUAUGUAUGUUUGUUUUGUCUUCAGAGUUUAUGUGAAUGUUAGUAAUGAUCUACAGCAUUAAAAAGUUAAUUGGCAAUGCUGCACAACACUAAUAUUAUGAUAAGAUCAUUAAAAAACACCUUCAAUUACCCUUACAUCACUAUAUACUGUUGACUACUAUUAUCUGUGUUAGGUGGUAAUAGUAGCACUGAAUAGUUGUGUAUGUCUUCUUGUGUAUUAAAUUAAGUAUUAAUGCCUGUCAGUAUGGCCAAGAGUUGUAUUGUUUUUAUUUUUUCACUUUCUCUACUUGUGCUCUUAUGUUCUGAACAGUUACUUUUCUUCUCAAUUUACCCAAAAGGCAUAUUACAGUAUCAAUAUUAUUGUAGUAACCUACUGAUCUGCAGAAAACUUUGUGUAAUUGUAGAACAUAAGAGUUAAAUUAUUGCAUAGUGAUUAAGACACAUGUUGUGGUAAUCUUGGCAUAUAUGUGAUCUGGCCAACGUGGUUUUCCAAAAUUGCAUUUUUAUAUAAAAUCAUAUAAAAUGUUUCUGACACAGGAGAAGAGCGUAAAAAAAUAAAGCAUGAAAGAAGUGAAGAAAAUCUUUUGUCUUUAUUAUUUUAUGUGUUUUGCCAUCAUAACACACAACCUUUUUUCCUGCUCUUUUGUUGCAUUUAAAGAUGUUCAAUUUCUUUGUUUUCGCAUUUGUUUGUAGCCUCUUUCUUCUGUCGUGUUAUGUUUAUUUCCUAGUUUUGGUACCUAUAUAUGUUUCAUUUUCUUCUUGUACCUCCUGAUAAGAACAGAUAAAUGCUAUGGCAAUGGAUCUCGGAAUGGUUAUGUCACACAAUAAUGUUUGCGACUUUCAUUAUAAAAUUCUAUGAAAACAGCUUAAUAUAAUUGAAUUACAGUUUGUUUACAUUUUCUGCAACUCAUCUUCUGGUAAGGAAAGAUCUGCAAAAUUAUUUGACCAUAUUAUUUUUCAUUGCAAAAUUAAUAGUCUCUUACUAAUUUUCUCAACUCCUAGUUGCAGGAAGGAAUUAUGUCAUGAAAUAAGCAACCAGUUGCAUAAAAGAAAUUUAAUUUCUUUACCAGUUUCGGGCACUUAGUGCCCUUCUUCUGGAGGUUAUGCCUAUUGCAGUAUUUGUUAGUGUCAAUAAUGAAGUACAUACAGCAAAAAUGCCUUGAUCCUAAAAAAAAUAGGUGCAGGAGGAAUAAGUAAUGCAAUACUGAACUCAUUAAUACAAUAAGAGAGCUCACAGUUGCCUACAAGUUUUAUGCAUACACUGUGAACUAAAUGUAGGCAUCUGAGAGCUCUUAUUGUAUCACUGGAGUCAGUAUUGCAUCACUUAUUGCUCCUGCAGAUAUAUUUUUAGGACCAUAGGAUUUUUGCUAAAUGGACCAUAUUAUUGACACUCACAAACAAUGUGAUAGGCAUAACUUUCUGAAGAAGGGCACCAAGUGCCCGAAACUGGUAAAGAAAUUUCUUUUAUGCAACUGGUUGCUUAUUAUUUCAUUAUAUGAUUGACUGAUUGAUUUAUUCAUCUGUAGAACACUAUAUAUUGUAUGGAUGUCAUCAAAUAUUUGUGCCAUAUUUCUUUUUCAUAUAAACACAAUGUUUUAAUUAGUUCUACUUUUCUAAUCAUAUCACAAAAUUAUUACAUGGUGCAAUGUUUAUGAACAUUAAAUUACAAUCUAAAGUUAUUUUAAAUAUUCACUUUCAGUAAAUACAAUUGUAGUAAAUAUUUUUGUAGGCUUUGGCUAAAGGAGUGGGGAUCAUUUGCAUAAUUUAUUUUUUGUGGCAGUCUGUUGUACAAUUUUAUUCCAUAUUA